CUGAUGAAUUUAAAUCUCGUGUUGCCGGCGUCGCGCUUGCAGACAGCGUUCAUAGUGCUUCAAUGGUUCCUUUACAUUCCAGAAAUUGGUUCGAAAAGAAUACAAUUAAUUGGAUCAAGUCUGAAUUACCUUUGGACUCGAAGGUACCACAAGCAAAGAAAUAUUAUGGAUGUCGGUGCCUUUCAGCUGGACACCCAAAGCAUGAAUAUGCCGCUAGUAUUGCUGUCAAUUCAAUUUUCGACUACUUGCAACACGUCUUAGAGAAAAAGUCAUCCGAACAAAAUGAAGAACCUGAAACUGAUAAAGAAUCCAUAGAAGCAGACGAAACUGAAAAGAUAGGAGAAACGGAAGAAAUUGAAAAAACGGAAGAGACUAAUGAAACUGAAAAAACGAAUGAAAUGGAAGUGGAAAAAACGGAAGAAAUAGAAAAAUGGAUAUAUCAAAAGCAUCUAUCUGAUCUUGAUUCUCAUGCUGUUUAA
Molecule: messenger RNA, 479 nt
Organism: Dentiscutata erythropus
Lineage: Eukaryota; Fungi; Glomeromycota; Glomeromycetes; Diversisporales; Gigasporaceae
Source: the annotation of a GenBank genome assembly